AUGACAUGGUCAGCUUUCGGCGGCUUCUCUCUCCGACAUGCACGAGUCGUGAAAGGACUGGUUUUAACACCGAGACUUGAAGACUUCGCCAUGCCACUUACGAUAACCGCCAGCAUCGGUACCAACUCAACGAGUCGAAAUCACUCUACUCACCGGCUGGAGAGCCGGCUUCUGGCCAUUUGGAGGGGACUUUCGGUGCACCAAUCGGAUUCGUGUGGCAAGGACUGGUUCGGAGACAUGCCAGAAUGCUUUCAGACUCCACAUUUUCGACAGCAUGUACCAUUUUGCAGCGAAAAUGAAGCCAAAGACGAAGCCUGCAUAGAUCAUCAUGACCUGUAG
Molecule: messenger RNA, 339 nt
Organism: Protopolystoma xenopodis
Lineage: Eukaryota; Metazoa; Platyhelminthes; Monogenea; Polystomatidea; Polystomatidae
Source: the annotation of a GenBank genome assembly